Hydatigera taeniaeformis is the source of this 3276-nucleotide messenger RNA. The record is from the annotation of a GenBank genome assembly. Lineage: Eukaryota; Metazoa; Platyhelminthes; Cestoda; Cyclophyllidea; Taeniidae.
AUGGCAGCUGAAAUCGAUUGGCUGGCAUACGUCUUUGAGCCACAUACCCUUUUACAUGAUUUGGAGCAUCUUGCGGAUGAUUCUAAAGUUAAAUUAAUGCGCUCCUUUCUCUCCCAGGCCGAAUGCCAUGACCGUCGUCUCUCUUCCGUACCGGUCAACGAAGAGGAAAAGUUGAAUUCUGACAAUCUUUCUCCAUCUAUAUCCUCAAAUUCCAUCCCUAUAAUUUACGAUAAAUCGAAAACUCUUGAUUGUCUGGCAAUGGUGAUCGCAGCGCAUUUUCGCUUCAACGUCAAUCUCUUUGCUGGAGUGGUAACAGAAUUGCCACUUAGGCUCGCCUCGCGGCUCUACCGCAUGCUUUUUCAUACCCUUUUGGAACGGAAUAGUCGUGGCUCUGCGGAAAGCAGUGGUACUUGCACAACGCCUUACGAUUUAGGGCCAUGGGACAGUCUGGAACCCACCCUGGCCUUUGCGACUCUGGUUUACCAUUUGUGGUGCUUGCAGGUGGCACUGACUGAUAGUAUGUUGUCAUUGCCGAAUCGCGAUAUGACACCUGCUGUUUGGGGCCUAUCAGAGGUACCUGAUCAGGCUUUCUUGCAAGAUAGUCGGGCAGAUCGCGAGGCUCUUCUUAUGCGUCAUGAAGAGUCAGCUUUACGUGUUCAUGAUCUUUUGCGUCGCCUGCAGGUGAGCGAUUCUGCUGUGAGUAUUGCUCGUCCUACUCCAGCCUCCCUUGCCAUUGGCACAACGCUUGUGGAAGAUGAGGUGCCUCUUUCUGCCAACCGUCUUGUGGCCGGGACUGCUUUUACUCUUGGACGCCUGGCCUUCCAGCACAACCUGCUGGAAAAGGCAACGGAACUUUUUCUUUUGGCUCAGAAAGCCAGCACUGCUGCGAAGCUGGACUGUAUAGAGGAGUCGGGGAUGACACCCCUUCUCGUGAACAGUUAUUUAACAUGCUGUCAGCAACAGCAACUUUCACGGUCGCUGGUACCGUCGUCGCCUACCACAAGUUACUGGCACCUCAUUGAUACAUUUUGCGCCACUCUGAGGCAAGGGCUUGAUGCGAAGGAUCUAGAAUUUUCCACUCUUAUCUUUCCUAUUUCUUCGCCGGUGAAAGUGAAUCUACGCGGAUCAUCAUCUUCCUCAUCAUCAUCUCUUAGAGAGACUAAGAAAACGACAACAAAGAGCAAGUUUUCUCAGGAUGAUCUAAUUGCUGCACUGGAAGCAGACACACUAGUACCUGGAUCCGCCGCUCCACCACUCGGUAUUGGGCUGAGACGCUAUUUGCAGCAGCUGGUUUACGAGGCACUCGUCACCAUCACUGCUCGCUGCGCUACCUCGCCAAGGAAAGAAGUAACUCAUCUGAGGAGGGUCUUCCACGACUGGCAAUCCUUCUACACCAAAGUGGUUAUAAAUAAUGGAAUGAAGGGAAUUAUUCAAUCAUCGUCUAUUCAAACCACUGCAUUUUGUGAGACGCUGUUGCUAGCCACUGGGGAAGAUGAUGCACCUUCGAUAGAUGCAAAAGAGGCAGCGGGCAUUCUUUUCACUGGUCUUGAUCGACUUAUCAACGAAAAUGGUGCCACAAAGACAGAGGUUAUAAACUUUGUUGGUGACUUUCUUGUCAGAAUCCGAUUGAUGCUUUCUGGAGGAAGGUCUGCGGCAGCUUCGCGUGCUGCUGCAACUUUUAUUGAUGCACUGGCCAACUCUCCUUUGAUGAACGUUUUGCCCACUGAUUUCCAAACUGUCACACACGUUCUUCAAAAAGAUCGAAAGCUAGAGAAGCGGGCUCCUGAUAACCUUUUCAACGAUCUUCCAGACGCAGCAGUGGAAUACGCGCUACCACCACCUCUUGUUGCGUCACAAGUUCACCGGGGUCACUUGUAUCCGGAAACUCGUAUUGUCUCACCUUUCUCCCUCCUCAUCGUCAGUUUAAACCCCAAAGUUGUUCUAAAUUCCUGCACCGAUCUCCUAAAUGCUGGGUUACCUGCAGAGGUAAUACUUCGAUCCGGUGGCUGGGUGGAUACUGUCUUACCAAUAGUAAUCAAGUGGGUCACUCCUUCUGAUUCUCCAAAGCAAAGACGCGAUACAUCUUUAAAUGGGGGCUUAUCUCCCCCUCUGUUGUACGAAUUCCUCACCAUAGCGUCUGAGAAUGGUCAGUGCUGCCUUCCGCCACUCCUACUACUGCUACGUGCGAUUGAUCUUCGCAGACAGCGUGGAGACUAUGAGGCAGCGACAGCUUUUCGUCUGGCGGCCAAUCACGUUUUUCCAUCCUCCGGACAAGGGGCUCCCAGUGGCCCCGCUGGAGGUGCUAAUGGAGGUGGGGCGCUUUGGCGACGCAGUCUCCCCCGUUGGAUUCGGGGCGUCAUGGAACAUGAGGCUGUGGUUGUGGAUCUCUUAAAGAGCAUGAAUCGUAAUAGCUUCUCCUAUAACCCUUCCCAAGCACGAAUUAAGGAGACGGAAUUGGUGAAUCGAUGUAAGGCCAUCUUGAGCAAUGAUUUGGGACCUGAUGCUGUGAUUUCAGAUGACCUUGUGUCGUGUGCUACAUGCUACCUUCUGACCAAAGAACCCUCAUUCUUUUCGACCCUUAGUGGUUGCUCGCCUAUGGUUGAAUUUAUCACACGUCUCCACAAGCUCUCACUGGAGAAGGAGAAAUCGCCUCUUGCUGUGCGUGAUCUCUGCCUCAAUCGUCUUUUGAUCUGGCUUAGGCCGAUCCCUGAGGUACCCUCCUCAAUUCCACCUCAUAAAAUGUCAAGAGACCCACGGCAGUUAGCAGGCGUUACUGGGGGAGGAGGCAGUGGCAACCCCGUAUUGGUAUCCAAUGCACCAAUUCCUCCUCCCAACACUGAUCCUUUGCGAUUCCUACUUCGACUCCUCACGCAGAUGCAAGGUGACGAAGUUCACCGCCUCCUCGAUUCUUUCAUCAGCUGCUUGGCUGGCUGUGUCAUGAGCGUUCAGCCUACUUUCAAAACAGACGUAAUUAUGGAGCCAUGGCUAUCUCUUCCUCCACUCUCGGGUGUAAAACCACAGACAUUGACGGAGAUGCUGCAAUUCGCAUUAUCAUGUGGCAUCAGAUCGGACCCACGAAACGUGAAAUGGCUCAUUCUUCAAGCUGAUCUUCAAAUGGCAUUAACAAGCGCCGACUCCAGAACGGUGCUGUCUCUGAUUCUACAGGCAGCGGCAGCGGCAAGCGACUACUUUGCUCGACCUGUACCGUCAAAUGUUUUUACUGAACGCCAAUGGAACGGACUUAUUCGAGACGGUCUGCUUCACUGCCCCGCCUAA